AUGAGCCAAGGCAAUAUCAUCAUUAUCGGCGCCGGCGUCCUCGGCCUCAGCACCGCAAUCCAGCUAUCCAGAUCUGGUCACAAAGUAACCCUUAUCGCCCGCGACCUACCCGGCGACUCAACAAUCGACUACGCAUCCCCAUGGGCCGGCGCCCACUUCCAACCCUCCCCCGCAAAGACCCCCGCUGAACAACUCGAGCAGCAGCUCAUGCAAGAAACCUACCGCGAACUCGAUGCCAUAGCGCAAAACCACCCCGAAGCGGGCGUGGCAUUCAUCCCGGCCGUGGAAUACUUCGACUCAGCAGACCCGGACUCCUUCCUGUCCAAGGAAAACGGAUACAUCAACUGGCCGGAUUUCUCCAUCAUUGACAAGACGCAGUAUCCCCCGAACCAUGACAUUCAGAUGGCUGUUACGUACCGCAGCUGGGUUCUGAAUUCCCCGGUGUAUCUACUGUGGUUGCAGAAGCUAGCCAAGGAACUCGGUGUCGUGAUUAUUCGAUCCCAGCUCACGGCCCUCGAAGACGCCGUCCCCAUCUUCCGACAUGCAUCAGAUAACCACGUGGGUCACAUUUCGGCCGUGAUUGACGCAAGUGGCCGCGGCUUCAAUGAUCCGGACUCCUACCCGUCUCGUGGCCAGUUCGUUAUCGUCGAGAACGAGUUCGAUAUGACUGUUAGUCACCACUGGGCUGAUGGGUCGUCUACUGUUGUUGUGCCCAGGCCGUUUGGUGGAGGGACUGUUGUUGGGGGUACGAAGGAGCCUGGUAAUUGGUCGGAGGAGAUAUCUGAUUCUGAUACUGAGAUGAUUCUUAAGAGGGUUAAGAAUAUUUGUCCUGGCAUUGUUGGGCAGGAUCCUGCAAAGGAAAAUGUCCUUGGCUUUCAGAUUCGUCAGGUCUAUGUGGCCAGGCGUCCCAUGCGGCGAGGUGGGUUGAGAUUGGAACAGGACGUUGUGGGUAUUCAAAGUCCUGGAGAUGGUCGGCGUGUUCCCUUGAUUCACUGCUACGGUGCUGGCCAGAGCGGAUACAAGAUCAGUUGGGGAGUAGCCAAGAGAGUAGAGAGUCUCAUCGCUGAUCUCAAAUAA
Molecule: messenger RNA, 1077 nt
Organism: Penicillium cinerascens
Lineage: Eukaryota; Fungi; Ascomycota; Eurotiomycetes; Eurotiales; Aspergillaceae
Product: FAD-dependent oxidoreductase
Exons: 3
Coding region: 1-1077 (358 amino acids)
Molecular function (GO): D-amino-acid oxidase activity; FAD binding
Source: RefSeq, a predicted model, not a curated record